This is a messenger RNA of Strongylus vulgaris, 609 nucleotides long. The record is from the annotation of a GenBank genome assembly. Lineage: Eukaryota; Metazoa; Nematoda; Chromadorea; Rhabditida; Strongylidae.
AUGUAUACCGUAUUGAUCGUGGUUGAAACACAGGUCUUUCUUCUUUCUGGAGUUCGAACUCCAAUUGCUUCAUUUCGGGGCUCAUUUUCAACAAUAAGUGCUACAGAGCUAGCCGCUACAGCAGCUCGAGCAGCUAUUGAGAGAUCAGGUGCGAAAACUACUCUUUGCUUCAAAAUUCCUUGUUGCGAAACUCGCUCAGGUAUCAAUCCGGAAGAAAUUGAGGAAUCGUUUGUUGGUUGCGUAUUGACAGCCAACUGCGGCCAGAAUGUUGCACGACAAGUUGCCCUCUCUGUUGGUAUUCCUAAUUCAUCACAAGCCGUGACAGUAAACAAAGUAUGUUCAUCUUCUAUGAAAGCUUUAGCUUUUGCUCAUAUGUCAAUCAAAUGUGGCUACCGAAAGAAGGUUCUUGUUGCUGGAUGUGAAAAUAUGAGUCAAGUUCCUUUCUACCUCGAGCGAAACGAAAUACCUUAUGGAGGAACUACCGUGAAGGACGGCUUGGUCAGAGACGGACUGGAAGAUCCUACCCUCAAACAACCAAUGGGACUAUGUGCAGAGAAAUCUGCUAAGAUGAGUUUUGGUUUAGAAAUUUCAUACCUUUUUUAUAGCUAA